Fusarium falciforme is the source of this 528-nucleotide messenger RNA. RefSeq names its product CENP-V/GFA domain-containing protein. Bases 109 to 528 code for a protein of 139 amino acids. The record is from RefSeq and is a predicted model, not a curated record. Gene Ontology annotation, molecular function: carbon-sulfur lyase activity. Lineage: Eukaryota; Fungi; Ascomycota; Sordariomycetes; Hypocreales; Nectriaceae. The transcript has 2 exons.
AACAAUAUAUAUAAUCUCCCUGGGAGACCAUCAGUUCCAAUCCUAUCACUGCAAUCUCGCCUCAGACACCAACCUUUGAUCACUUCAUCACUUUCGACCGCUCUCACGAUGGCAUCUGAAACUACUGGUUCCUGCCUUUGCGGCGCCUGCACUUACUCCUACACUGGCGAGCCAGCCAUGAAAGCUCUCUGCUACUGCGGUCCUUGCCGCAGAGUUUCCGGAGGCACCAACACGGUCAACUUUGUCGUUCCCAGCGGCAACUUCACCGUCACAAAGGGCCAGACCAAGUCUUAUCCAUCAGAGCACGAGUAUGGAAUGACUCUGACCAUAUUCUUCUGCCCGGAUUGCGGAAAUACUUUGUGGAAGGAGGCGACCGCUGAGCAGUUCAAGGGGGUGAAACUGGUUCAGGCGGGAACACUGAAUGAUGCCAAGAAGUUAGAUACCACGAUCGAUGCGGAACUUUAUGCUCCAGAGAGGGCAUCCUUCCUAGCACCCAUUGAGAAUGCGGCCCAGAGGAAAGACUUUUAG